CUUCAGAAAGAGUACCUCUAAGUUUGAACAACUUUCCUUUUUUGAACAUCAUUCAUUAAAAUUCAGAAACUGGAAAACUUGCACGAAAAGCUAAAAACUCGCUGCGCUGCGCGUCACACGGCGCUGCGCUUCAGCCGUCGCUGCAGAACCUGGAUUGCACGGCGGGCACAUCCACGGGAGAACGCGCGCCGCUGCCGGUGACGUAAGCGAGUCGCACUUCAUUCUUCAAGUUGCUGGGAAGCGAGUACGCCGCGCUGCUGGACUCUGGAGCGGUCACUGACUGAGCGCGCCAGGAAAGUCUGCCUUACACGGUCUCGUGAUGCUCCAAACAACACUUGACCGACCGCCCAUCACCUCAGCUUCGAGGAAACAUCUGCCUGACCGGAACGCCUGCUUAUGAAGUAAACAAGUAAACAAGCAAACAUCCGGACGCACUUGUUUGUUCUUCUCGGUAUGGAGAACAUCUCAAACCCCGUCAACAUGAACCCACAGUGCAACUUCAGCAUGGACUUCUAUUACCACGGCUCCGCCAACCGGACCGAUCUGAACUGCACGCCCCCCGAGGACUACUUAUUUUACGCGGACCUGUACGUGGUUCUCCCGGUCAUUUACUCCGUGAUCUGCGCCGUGGGUCUGACCGGCAACACGGCGGUCAUUUAUGUGAUCCUGAAAGCGCCUAAAAUGAAGACGGUCACCAACAUGUUCAUCUUGAACUUGGCCAUCGCGGAUGACCUCUUCACGCUGGUUUUGCCCAUCAACAUCGCCGAGCACCUUCUGCACUACUGGCCGUUUGGCGAAGUGCUCUGCAAGAUCAUCCUGAGCAUUGACCACUAUAACAUCUUCUCCAGCAUAUAUUUUCUGACCGUGAUGAGCGUUGACCGCUACCUGGUGGUGCUGGCCACGGUGCGCUCCAAGCGCAUGCCCUACCGCACGUACAGGGCGGCCAAGAUAGUCAGUCUGUGCGUUUGGGUGCUGGUCAUCCUCAUCGUGGUGCCCUUCACGGUGUUCGCGGGAGUGUACGUCAGCCCGGACGACUCCGAGCGCAAGAGCUGCGUGCUGAGCUUCCCCAGCCCGGAGGGCUCCUGGUUCAAAGCGAGCCGGAUAUAUACGCUCAUCCUGGGCUUUGCCAUCCCCGUGUCCACCAUCUGCAUCCUCUACACCAUGAUGCUCUACAAGCUGCGCAACAUGAGGCUCAACACCAACGCCAAGGCGCUGGACAAAGCUAAAAAGAGAGUGACCGUGAUGGUGUUCAUCGUCCUGGCCGUGUGCCUGUUCUGCUGGACCCCCUUCCACCUCAGCACCAUCGUGGCGCUGACCACGGAUCUGAGAAGCACGCCGCUCGUCAUCGGGAUCUCGUACUUCAUCACCAGCUUGAGCUACGCCAACUCCUGCCUCAACCCGUUCCUCUACGCCUUCCUGGACGACAGCUUCAGGAAAGCGUUCAAGAAGAUGUUAGAAUGUAGGACUGCUUGAACGCAACGGACUCGGCGCUGGUUCACCGUGGAACAACGUGGACAGCAGCUUCUACACGCUGAAACGCGAGAAGAGAGAACCUAACGCGAGCUUUUGUCUCCCUCUUGUGUCAGUAAAGUGCACAUCUCCUCUGGAUGGGAAGGUUUUUCGUUCAUUUAUUACUACUUGAGCUGUUCACUCUUGAAAAUGAAGGUGGCAAAAGAUGCCAUAAAAGGACCACUUUUGGUUCCCUAACGUGGUGGUUCUCAAAACGGACCUCAGGGAACCAAAAGUUGUUCUUUUGUGGCAUCACCCCAAAGAACGCUUUUGGCUCCUUAAGGCGCUGGUUCUCAAACCGGACCUCAGGGAACUAAAAGUCAUUCUUUUAUGGCAUCGCUCCAAAGAACCUUUUUGGUUUCCUAAAGCGGUGGUUCUCAUAACGGACUUCAGGGAACCAAAUUUGUUAUUUUGUGGCAUCACCCCAAAGAACCCUUUUGAUUCCCUAAAGCAGUGGUUCUCAAAACGGACCUCAGGGAACCAAAAGUUGUUCUUUUGUGGCAUCACCCCAAAGAACGCUUUUGGCUCCUUAAGGCGCUGGUUCUCAAACCGGACCUCAGGGAACUAAAAGUCAUUCUUUUAUGGCAUCGCUCCAAAGAACCUUUUUGGUUUCCUAAAGCGGUGGUUCUCAUAACGGACUUCAGGGAACCAAAUUUGUUAUUUUGUGGCAUCACCCCAAAGAACCCUUUUGAUUCCCUAAAGCAGUGGUUCUCAAAACGGACCUCAGGGAACCAAAAGUUGUUCUUUUGUGGCAUCACCCCAAAGAACGCUUUUGGCUCCUUAAGGCGCUGGUUCUCAAACCGGACCUCAGGGAACUAAAAGUCAUUCCUUUAUGGCAUCGCUCCAAAGAACCUUUUUGGUUUCCUAAAGCGGUGGUUCUCAUAACGGACUUCAGGGAACCAAAUUUGUUAUUUUGUGGCAUCACCCCAAAGAACCCUUUUGAUUCCCUAAAGCAGUGGUUCUCAAAACGGACCUCAGGGAACCAAAAGUUGUUCUUUUGUGGCAUCACCCCAAAGAACGCUUUUGGCUCCUUAAGGCGCUGGUUCUCAAACCGGACCUCAGGGAACUAAAAGUCAUUCUUUUAUGGCAUCGCUCCAAAGAACCUUUUUGGUUUCCUAAAGCGGUGGUUCUCAUAACGGACUUCAGGGAACCAAAUUUGUUAUUUUGUGGCAUCACCCCAAAGAACCCUUUUGAUUCCCUAAAGCAGUGGUUCUCAAAACGGACCUCAGGGAACCAAAAGUUGUUCUUUUGUGGCAUCACCCCAAAGAACCCUUUUGUUUCUCUAAGGUGGUGGUUCUCAAACUAGACCUCAGAGAACCAAAAGUCGUUCUUGUAUGGCAUCACUCCAAAGAACCCUUUUGGUUCCCUAAAGCGGUGGUUCUUAAACUGGACCUCAGUCCACAAAAAUAUUCCCUGAGGGCCACUGCUCUAGGCUACCAAAACUCCAAAGAACCCUAAAGAACCUUUAGUGGAUGUGAUGUGCGAAUGCAGAGUAUAAGAACCAAGUGAAGAUCCUUUUCAAAGCUGAAACGAAGCUCCAGUCCCACUUUAUCUGAGUAGUCCACUAUAAUCUCUGCAGAUUAUCUACAGAUGUUUAAACUGUUUACCGACUCUCUGUGGAAAUGUAGUUGAUUCUAAACUGUGGUGGGGUUAGGGUUAGGAUUUGGACCAGGGUUAGGAUUUGGACCAGGGAGAGGGUUGGGUGUAGGUUUUGGGCUGAGGUUAAAGUCGGGAUUAGAGCCGAGUUUAAAGACAAUUACGGUCGAUUUAGUCGAUAUUUAGUUGAAUGUAAAAUGAAAGUAAAUUCAGUGUCUACAAAGCAUCUAAAGUGGACUAUCCAAAUAAAGUGUUACCCCUCCAUAUAACACAUUCAUUGAAUUAGAAGCGAUUCUUUUAUGGCAUCUCGUUGAAAAAACUCUUUUUGGCACCUGAUUUUUCUAAGAGUGAAGCUCCUCAAAUGACUGCAUCGUCAUGAUUAAAUAACAUCAACAUCUGAACACGAGCGCAACCGUCAGCGUCCUUCUGAGAUCUUCACCAGUGUAUAUAUUGUACAGGCCUGCUUUUGUCACAGAACAUGGUCAUUUGCUUCAGAGUGUCUAAUGGAAAAGAAACAAAACAAAACAAAACAAAAAAAACUGAGACCAGUUGAUGUUGCAGCUACAUGGACAAACAAGCCUCUCGCCUUAUGGGAAUGAAUACGAUGUAUAAGAGAACUGUCUUUAUCAAAAUACUUGAAAAUGCUGGAAUGCUGAGUAAGCUUUACUUGCCAGUAAUGGUAACAGAAGGGCAAUGUUGUGCAGAAGAGUCUCCGACUGAGGCGCACGAAUAGAUGGCUUUGAAUCUUUAUGUUGUAAAUAAAAUGGAUUAAAUCA
Molecule: messenger RNA, 3881 nt
Organism: Pygocentrus nattereri (red-bellied piranha)
Lineage: Eukaryota; Metazoa; Chordata; Actinopteri; Characiformes; Serrasalmidae
Gene: npbwr2b
Product: neuropeptides B/W receptor 2b
Exons: 2
Coding region: 454-1473 (339 amino acids)
Biological process (GO): neuropeptide signaling pathway
Cellular component (GO): membrane; neuron projection
Molecular function (GO): neuropeptide receptor activity; neuropeptide binding
Source: RefSeq, a predicted model, not a curated record